UUUUGCUUUUGUUUGUUUGGAUUUCCUUAAUCAAAUAAUUUUUUUAUUGUUUAAAAAAAUGGAAGAAAAAAUUGAACAAAUUUCCAAUCAAGAAAUAUCAACAACAAUCAAUGAUGAUCAGAAUAAUGUUCUUACACUUGAAGUAUUAUGCAUAAUUAAACAAAGUCAACUUCAACAUGGUUUGAAACAUGGUGAUUAUCAACGUUAUCGACAAUAUUGUGCAAAACGUUUACGAAGAAUUCGUAAAGCAUUAGGUUUUGUUCAAAGUGUUGGAUCAAAAAAUCGAACAAUUUAUCAACCGAAACCAGUUACACCACAGAUUGCAUUCAAUGAUGAUAAAAUUCAAAAUUCCAAAAAUGCUCACAAAUAUCUUUACAUUCCAUUGAUUUGUGCUGAACGUAGUUGGGCAUAUGCUAUGCAAUGUAAACAAGAAGCAAGUACGGAAACUCGUCGAAAAUUUCAUAUGAUUCGACGUUUACGUAAAGCUGUUUAUUGGUCAUCCAGAUUACGUGAUCUUUGUAAUGAUGAAAACAGUCGGUGUGAUGCACGAACCAAAUUGGAAACCUGUGCAUAUGCUGAUUAUUUGAAAGGUCUUUAUCAUUUUGAAUUAGAUCAAUGGCAACAGGCAUCCGAUCUAUUGAAUUCGGCUAAAAAUAUUUAUGAACAAUUAUAUAAAGUGUUGAAAGAUGAAGAAAAAAUGAGCUGGUAUAAACAACGUAUCGAUGAAAUUAAACCAACAUUAAGAUAUUGUGCAUUCAAUAUUGGUGAACAAAAAAUUGGUGCCAAAGAAUUGAUCAAAGAAAUUAAAAAUGAUCAAACAUUAUCCAAUAAAAUUGAUCAAUUGAUCAGUCAAACAUCGGAAAAACAACCAGAUUCAUUCGAUAUUGAAUGGUUGGGUAAAACAAUGUUUAUAAAACAUGAUAAAAUUCUUGAAUUUUUAGAACAACUAAAAGAUCCAAAUAAUGAUUGGAAUCAACUUAAUUGUUUUGAACAAAUGAUUUUUGAUUGUCGUGACUGUCUGCAAUUAUUACGUGAUAAUAAUUUAGAUAAAUCAUCACAAUAUUUUUAUCUUACUUAUUUACGUUUGGAUUUAAUUAUUAAACGAAAUCGUUUACUAAUAACAACAUUACAAAAUCCAUCCGAUCUACUCCGGCAAUAUGAAGCAAUUAUUGGAUGUUAUAAUGAAAUUAAAUCAAUGAAUCUAUCACAAUCAUUUACGGAUACAUUUUUAGUGGAAAAAUUUUUGGCUGAAAUUGAUGCCGAAAUCAUUGCAUAUAAAGCAUAUCGUUGUUAUUAUAUUGCACAUGUUGCAAAAGAAAAUUGGAAAGAAUCAAUUGCAAUGUUAAAUCGUUCAACAUAUUAUUGUCAACAAUCAAUUGAAAGUGAAUAUAUUUCAAAGGAAACUAAACAAGAAAUACAAAAAUUAUUGAACAAAGCAAAUACUGAAACAUUUCAAAUUUAUGGUGAAAAUAUUUCAAAAGAUACAACCGAACAAUUGGCAACAACACCACAAUCACCGAUACUUGGUGAUAAGCCAUUGAUUGAACGUCUUGAUACAUUUAUUGAUGAUCCAGAAUUAUUGAAUGGAAAUUUAUCAUUUGUAAAAUUUCCAUCGGAAUAUCGUGCUAUACCUGCUAAACCAUUGUUUUUUGAUUUAGCAUUAAAUCAUAUCAAAUUUCCUAAUUUGGAUGAAGAAAUUAAUGCUAAUAAAGCACAACAACAAGGUGGUCAACAAGCCGGUCUAACCGGUAUGGUUAAAGGAUGGCUUGGUGGUUGGCGUAAAUGAAAAUUUUCAUUUUAAAUUGAUUUAAAAAAAUAUCAAAUUCUGAAUUUAAUAAAAUUAGUGGUUUUUUGCUCUGGAA
This is a messenger RNA of Dermatophagoides pteronyssinus (European house dust mite), 1862 nucleotides long. It is a transcript of the gene Srp68, whose product is annotated as signal recognition particle 68. The record is from RefSeq and is a predicted model, not a curated record. Gene Ontology annotation, cellular component: signal recognition particle, endoplasmic reticulum targeting. Gene Ontology annotation, molecular function: 7S RNA binding; signal recognition particle binding; endoplasmic reticulum signal sequence receptor activity. Gene Ontology annotation, biological process: SRP-dependent cotranslational protein targeting to membrane. NCBI's taxonomy places the organism in Eukaryota, Metazoa, Arthropoda, Arachnida, Sarcoptiformes, Pyroglyphidae.